CAAUGUUCCCUACAACUUUAAUGUAAUUUCUCUAUACUAUACUUUAGCCAUUUUUGCUGACGUUAUAUCUUCAUCCCACAAUGUUCAACAUAACUAAGCUUCUUGUAGAGCAACUUCACAUUCUAAAGCUUCCAAAAUACAUUUGAAAUAUCACUAAAACAAAAAAAUACUUUAUUAACUCAGAAACCUGUAAAAUACUUUUGGUAUGGUUAUCCUCUUGCCCAUUGACAGAAGAUGGAAUCAAGUAUGAGGAAGUAGACCGGCUAGCACAUCCUCGUUCCAAAUUCAUUGUUCGUGUGCUGGGACGGCAGUUCUUUAAAGGAAACAAGACAUCGAGGAAACGAGAUCUUCCAAAAGCAGUUUGUUACAGUGAGUAGAUCUUGGGAAUAAUAAUAUGCCAAAACAUGGUACAUUACUGUCAUGUUUUCCACGCUAAUCCAACAUAAUGCUCCUUAAGUUUAAAAACUUCUUCAUCGUUCUGCCGACUCCAGCAGUUCCUUCACCUAGUUCAAAUCGCAGUUACUUUCGGUAAUUGCAAAAAAAAAACCUUUAUCUUCAAACUGCCGCCUUAAGAUAGAUUUAUUUUAAAAUGUACACUUUACAGCUUAAAUGUCCCUUUGGUAUGUUCACGGAAGUGGAAAUUGGUGAUGAGCUAGUACAGCUGCGGAAGCAUCAAAACUACCUUGCGCCUUUAAUAAUUGCAUAAACUAAAGACGGAACGUGAGGUUCAUAAGUUAGUGAUUUUGAUCUCCAGGACUAAUUUCCCGGGAUUUGGACGAGCACACAGUGGUACUCUAAACGAGUGAGGCGCCGCCACCCACGAACCUGCGUCCUCGCUCUCCAUCGCUCCGCGUUCGCCGCUCCUCGGGCGGACUCUCCGAGUAAUAACAACAAUGGCACCUGAGCAGCAGUCCGGCCCCUCCUCAUGGGGCACAUACAGACCUCUGUCCUUGAAAUCCACCAAGAGGAAUGAGGACCGGCCGUGGAAAACCCAACUAAUUUAUCUGCAGUGCUAUUUCAUUUCUAUUGCCUGUAUCUUAGGAACUGGAAUAUUGGGAUUGCCUGGUAAAGUGGCACAUGCGGGACUGCAACCUUUUUUGGUCUCAUUCAUAACUGGAUUUUUUAUGCAGGUGUUGUUGAUUUAUCUUUUCGUUGACCUGUUGCAACGAUGUCAUUCGGCUCAGUUAGAGGCUGUGAAGCAUUUUAUGGUGGAACGAAUUCAAAUGCAAGAUGUUGGUGCUCAAGGUGCUGUGCCAAGUUGCAUAGAAGAAGAGGAGGAGGAGGAGGAAGAAGAAACUGAGGAUGCAGAUCAUGUUUUAUUGAACCAAACUAAUGGAGUUAAUUUUUCUGAGAAGGAACAUGUGCCAAACCUACAUAUCCUAGGGUUUCUUUUCCUGAACAAAUAUCUGAGUAGCAUUUUCAAUGUUCUCCUCAUCCUACAAUUCAUUUCAAUUGGAAUCAGUUAUGUCUUGGCUGGUAGUGAAGCUUUAGCUGAGCUUUUGCAAAUCAGGCAUAUAUAUGUCAUUCCAUUCUUCACAUGGAUUUUGUCCUUUGGAAUUAUUUUGGCUCAAGUCAUUAUACAACCAAUCACAUCUGUUUUGACCCUGGCAAAAGGAACUCUGUUAAUCAUCACAGUAAUGGUGACCUUUGUUGUGGGCUCUGAAAUCCAUCAAGAAAUAAGCAAUGAUUUCUCCUGCAUUGGAACACCCUUUCUAAUGGGUACUGUUGCACUUGGAGGCAUUGUAAAUGUGAUGCCAAUGUUAUUUUCUAAAAUUUCACGAAAGAGAUCUCAGGUAUUGUGGUUUCGCAGAGCUGUCAUUGGAGGCCUCACGACUUGUGCUGUGCUGAAUAUUUUCUGGUGUUGGGCUGUAUUGAAUAUUGUUCCCCAGACAUCUACACGCAAAAUUCUAUAUGACCAACAUCUAAACAUCAGUAUACCUGGCUACAUAAUUGUUUACUCUAAUAUAUCUUUGGAAGCCUCAGAAAAAGCAGGGGAAAUAGCAACAGUUCCACUUACAAAAAUUAUAAUGGAACAAUACAGAAAGUUUGCCUGGAUGGCCUGGUUUACAGAAAUUUUUAUUACUAUCAGCAUUACUGUUUCUUUUUUGGUCAUUGGAUCUUCAAUGAAGCAUGCAUUGGAUGGUUGGGUGGCUUCCUUCUGGAACAGAAAAUGCAAGAAUGCUUCUAAACAGGGUGAAAAGUCACGCUUACAACUAUUUAAGAUUAACAGUUUAAAAAGUGUGACUCAAGGAUUAGUUUGUCUGCUGGGAUUUGGUAUAAUUUUUCUGGUGGCUCUGUCUAAUCCAAAGGGAUUUGUUGUUCUGCUUGACAAAGUGGCUUCAUUUGCUUUAAAUCUUGAAGCUGGUCUCUUCAUUUUUCUAAUGGUACGAAAUGCUCGAUUGGAGCCUUAUAAGCCACGAACUCAUCAAUCACCCCUGCUGUGGGCCACUUCUACAAAGAAGGGAUCCGUAUGCUCCACAACCACCGGACUAAGUGCGUACAUGUAGGAGGGGACUAUGUUGAAAAAUAAAUGUGCUAUGUUUUCUAAAAUAGACUCACGAACUUAUCAAUCACUCUUCGUAUGUCCUAUAAUUUUGAAAGUACCUAAAGAGAAGCACUGUCAGCAAGUAUGGAGGACAGAGAUAGGAUGUGAGUGAACAGCAGUGGAGGCUUUGAGUGGAAUUGAGUUUUAAGGAUAUUGAGAUGUAUCUCACAGCCAAAAUAAAUUCAAAAGGAGAGAACAUUAAAAUAAAAUCAUUGAAGAGAUAUGACACAGGAAGCACCCAUUGGUUUUGUGCUGGUCGAAAAGGUUGCACAACCUGCUCAGGAUUAGACAGAUAGUAAUUAACUUGUUGCAGACUUUGCUUGGUAAAUAGUAAAGCAAAUUGUAGAAACAGUUAAAGCUAUUAUUUCAAUCUCAUUAACAAACUCAGACAUGAGCUCUUCAUCUUCACUUCAGUGACAGUAGAGGGGCCAAGACAGUAACUGGGAGAUGAGAGAUAAAUAUGGACAAAGGCUUAUGCCUUUGUGAAUACACAGCUCCUCCGCAGAGUGUUAAGUGCACCAAGUUCCUGCAAGUUCACAUCACGGAUGACCUCACCUGGGCACUUAAUAUCACCUCCCUGAAAAGGAAGGCACAGCAGCAUCUCCACUUCCUAAGAAGGUUGAGGCAAGCAAGGCUCCCCCCCACCCCCCCCAUCUUAACUGCAUUUACAGGAGCACCA
This is a messenger RNA of Mobula hypostoma (lesser devil ray), 3224 nucleotides long. RefSeq lists its product as uncharacterized. The record is from RefSeq and is a predicted model, not a curated record. NCBI's taxonomy places the organism in Eukaryota, Metazoa, Chordata, Chondrichthyes, Myliobatiformes, Myliobatidae. Bases 894 to 2507 code for a protein of 537 amino acids. The transcript has 18 exons.